Molecule: messenger RNA, 1595 nt
Organism: Chaetomium fimeti
Lineage: Eukaryota; Fungi; Ascomycota; Sordariomycetes; Sordariales; Chaetomiaceae
Product: tetrahydroxynaphthalene reductase, variant
Exons: 4
Coding region: 361-1386 (341 amino acids)
Molecular function (GO): oxidoreductase activity
Source: RefSeq, a predicted model, not a curated record
GGGCGACACGUGUACAAGUUGUCCCCGGGCUGUUUGAACAUCGUGCAUCCUCAAUCAGCUCGUACCUGCAAUGCCAGCCGUUUCGCCAAAAUGUCAUGUCCGCACCCGUGCCUGUUGCUACGUACAUUCCAGCGUGACCACCAUAUCAUGUCCGUAAUGCCCAGGCCGGCCUUCCUCCAACCUGGUCCGACGGCCGGAACCCAGACGGAAGGCACCCCAAAAGCACGCGUACAAGCUGAGCGGUGCUUCCCGAGAUAUAAAACGAAGCAAGAACCAUCGUCACCCGCCCACGGAUAUUCUUCCCAUCGCACAAAGUCCUACAUUUAAAGACCUGGAUCCUGCCCCCGUGCAGCUCACCGAAUGAGACUCUCUGACAUCUUCCGCCGCCUUUUGUCUUACUUCUUCUCAGCCCACUCCACCACAGAAACCAAAGAAGCCCAACAACAACAACACACGUCCCAGUCCCCAGCUUCUUCAAGCACAACGAUUCCCAAACUCCCCACGACUGCCACAGUCACCAGCUCCUUAACAAGCAUGCCUGGACUUACUUCCCACGAUGGUACCAGCAGCAAGUACGACCAAAUCCCGGGUCCCCUCGGGCUGGCAUCGGCUUCGCUGCAGGGCAAGGUGGCUCUUGUAACUGGUGCCGGCCGCGGGAUCGGCCGGGAGAUGGCACUCGAGCUCGGACGUCGCGGCGCCAAGGUGAUCGUCAACUACGCCAACAGCGACUCGGCCGCGGAGGAGGUGGUCAGCCAGAUCAAGAAGAACGGGUCGGACGCGGCGUGCAUCAAGGCCAACGUGACGGUGGUCGACGAGAUCGUGCGCCUGUUCUCGGAGGCGCGCGAGACGUUUGGCCGCCUCGACAUCGUCUGCUCCAACAGCGGCGUCGUCUCGUUCGGCCACGUCAAGGAUGUCACGCCCGAGGAGUUUGACCGCGUCUUUAGCGUCAACACCCGCGGCCAGUUCUUUGUCGCCCGCGAGGCCUACAACCAUCUCGAGGUUGGUGGCCGCCUGAUCCUCAUGGGCUCUAUCACGGGCCAGGCCAAGGCCGUCCCCAGGCAUGCUGUCUACUCGGCGAGCAAGGGCGCCAUCGAGACGUUUGUGCGGUGCAUGGCUAUUGAUUUCGGCGACAAGAAGAUCACCGUCAAUGCUAUCGCGCCCGGCGGCAUCAAGACCGACAUGUACCAUGCCGUGUGCCGGGAGUACAUCCCCGAUGGCGGAAAGCUUGAUAACGAGGGUGUUGACGAGUACGCUGCCGGCUGGUCUCCGCUCCACCGGGUCGGCCUUCCCAUCGAUAUUGCGCGGGUCGUGUGCUUCCUGGCGUCGCAGGAUGGCGAGUGGGUGAAUGGCAAGGUCAUUGGCAUCGACGGCGGUGCUUGCAUGUAAAGUGGUAUACAGGGAGGUUUCUGCUUCAAAGGAAUGUUUUAUCGAACUUUUUGGGACAAUUCUUACAAUUCCGGCGGCAUUGAUAUGGAGGAUGUGUGGGAACUGCCAAUAGAGGGAGACGACGCGGGUGGAAGGUACAAUGGGAAUGUGUUAGGCCAGCUUCCUCUACCGGGGAGAAAUACAAGCUGGUACAGGAAACGUGAUGACAA